Molecule: messenger RNA, 1178 nt
Organism: Trichogramma pretiosum
Lineage: Eukaryota; Metazoa; Arthropoda; Insecta; Hymenoptera; Trichogrammatidae
Product: non-classical arabinogalactan protein 31-like
Exons: 4
Coding region: 121-762 (213 amino acids)
Source: RefSeq, a predicted model, not a curated record
GGGUAAUUUUGCACUUCUACGCGCGCAGAGCAAGUUCAAAUAUAGCCGACAUUAGAACUGUGUAUAGCUUUAUUCGCACGAGCACAAGCACAUUGAGCGAGUACCACACAGCCGGAAGACAUGAGGGUCCUGGUAUUAGCAAUGGUGGUGGCGGUGGCCUUCGCCGCUGACGAAAAGAAGCCAGCCGAGCCCGAGGCAGCGGCUGCAACCGAGACGAAAAAAGACAAACGCGGUCUUUUGCUGGGCGAUUACCACGGACACGACCUGUUCGGUCAUCAUGGCCACCAUCUCGAUCUUCAUCAUCAUCAUGUGCCAGCAGUGCAUCAUGUGCCAGUGCACGUACCAGUUCACCACACGGUGGUUAAACACGUCGGCGUCCCGAUUCAUGUGCCCAAACCCUAUCCAGUCCAUGUGCCCGUUGACCGGCCUUACCCUGUGAAGGUUCCAGUUGAGGUGCCAAAGCCCUACCCGGUGCCAGUGCCGGUACCGCAGCCCUACCCGGUCAUCCACACGAAACACGUAGCCGUGCCAGUGGAGAAGCCCUACCCGGUCCACGUACCGGUCAAGGUGCCGGUUCACGUACCAGCUCCUUAUCCCGUCAAGGUACCAGUCCACCAUCACGUGCCAGUGCCGGUCCACGUGCCCCAUCCAGUCGUAGUUAAGGAGAAAAUCCCCGUUUACAUCAAGGACCAUCAUCACCACGACCACUAUGAUCAUGGCCAUCUCCAUGGUCUGCAUGGUCUUCACGGGCACUACUUUUAAGUUGUAACUUAAACUUAACUUGCUUUUGCGCGGCUCGAGUUAUCGCCUAUGUACGUCACGCAGCCAAGCAGAGACAAUCACUCGACGAAGACGGACGUCAGCCACCCUCUAAUGACCACUACCACUGAAAUCGGCAAUGCAUCGACGGUUCGCCGUACUUCUUUCAAGGAUUAUCGUUCAUCUGUAAAUGAAAGAAACAUCUCUUUGAUGCAUAAAAAGUACGAACGAGUCCCGAUGAUGGAGCUCGGCCUAUCAAUGUCGAAUACUCCACGCACCGCGACCAAAACGUUUACCACUGCAGAGAUACAAAACAAAACAAAAACCAGAUAAUGUAAUUAAAUAUAUAGCGCCAUUAUACUGAAAUAUUCAUAUUAAUGUGCAUGUAUCUUUGCAAAUAUAAUGUGUGUAAUUCAUCA